This is a messenger RNA of Cladocopium goreaui, 1434 nucleotides long. The record is from the annotation of a GenBank genome assembly. Lineage: Eukaryota; Dinophyceae; Suessiales; Symbiodiniaceae.
UGGCUUGUAGCCCUGAAACGUUCUCGGAAAAGCGUGCGAAAGCGUGCGAAAAGCGUGGCACGGAGCCACCAGCACGAGCCAACCAGGAUGAGAUGGUCGCCAUAAGGAUGUUGAGGUGGCUGACCCUAUGCCUCAGCUUUUUGGACGCCCUCGCAUGGGGCCCGGCCGGCCACGAGCGUUUGAACGACGUGGCACAGCGCUUACUUCAUGGUAAACACCGUGAUCAGAUCCGCACCAUGAUGCACUCCGAUGUCGUGAACAUCGCCAACUGGGAGAGCGUGAUGACCAAGAAAUAUCCCGAGACUGGUGUGCUACAUUGGCAUCAUCAGAAACCCGAGUGGACCUGUGGGCAGCGAGACGCACAGAAGACCGACCACAUCCGCUGCGACGGGCAUGGCGCCGAGAAUGGGUCUUUGUUCUGUGGUCUUGCCUUCUUUUUUGAACACUUUGCUGAUGAGAUGUUAUUGAAGGAGUAUCCAGCGCCAAAGACGCCAAUCGAUACUCCAAGGACCAUCAAGGUGUUUGCUAAGGUCAAUGUUGAUGAUCUUGGAGAUGAAACCCAUCGUACGAAGCAAAGGGCUGCCUUUUACUUGAGGUGGCUCGGAACUCUGCUGGGCGACCUGCACCAACCGCUCCAUUGGUUGGCUGAAAAGAACUUCGGCGAAGAGGUGAAGAUCAGCUUUCGUGGCGGAGACUAUACCUUGCUUCAAUUUUGGGAGGAAUACCUUCCCAAACAGCUACCGGAGCUGCCCAUGAUCUCCAUCUUGGACUUGGAAUACAAAGCCCAGUACCACGAGUGGGGUCAUCGCUCACCCCCUGAGCUCUUUCGGCAAUGGGGUGGCGAAAUGUCAGACAAGGUGUGCAACGAGAUCUAUGGCCCCAUGUACGUGAACCACGGCGAUGGGAGUCGCAGUAUCGAUUCGCCUUUUGUGCUCACUGAGGAGCUGUUCUCAAAGUGGCUGAAAUUGGCGGAGCUGGUGAUUCAGGAGGGAGGCGAGCGACUAGCGCUAGUCUUCCUGGAUAUCAUCGAGCAUCGGCGACAUAAGGCAGCCAAAGAUGAAGGUCGGGGCUUGCUGCCACCCCUGUUGGAUAAAAUUCCCGCAGCGAGCGUCGCUGCAACAGUAGGAGGCGCCGGAACGCCCUACACGGUGCCCGCGCCAGCGGCAGAGGGUGGAUCCUCCAAGAGCGCGUCUAGCGCGGCGGCGCAGAUCAGGAUGCUUCACGGUCUCCACAGGGCGCGGAGGAAAAGAGCUUGGAGGAAUCUGAUGACAAACUUUUUUAUUGCAGCUAUAGUUGUGCCUCUCUUGUUAUUUGGCUUACACGCUCACAGCAGGUCGCCUGGAAAUAUUCUGAGUUUCAUGCAGAAGAACCAUUUGAGACUGAACUGAAGCUCCCAGAAUUGGUUGUUUCAGAUACCAUGACAUUGGUCUGAAC